AUGGAGGAAAGCAUAAAGGAAGCGGAGGAAAUUUUUACGCACACCGGGGAAGAGGUACAUCGAACUGUGAGCAGAGAGGAAGAAGACAUUUACAAACCCACAAGUUCUGACAAAAAAUCCGUAAAUUUUAACAACCAAAUGGAGUACGCAAAUUAUCCCUUUUUAUCACACACUAGUGAUAUAGGAGGCAUGCGCGAAUGGAAUUUGCAAAAUGCUCCUUAUGUAAAUUUAGCAAGUGCGUGUGACUCCACCACGGGGCCUGGCGUAGUCCACCUCAGUGGAGAAGAGCAAAGUCAAAUACUCCAAGGUAACGGAGAGUCUUGCAUGAAUAUCUCCAUGAAUAAUACUCCUAUAAAUAGAUCCAACAUGGGAAUGGCAAACCAAGGGGAGUUGAACCCAAACGAUGGCAACUUCUACGUUCCUAUAUACAAUGGAGAAAUACCCCGAAAGAAGGAGAGCCAAAAAGGAUAUGUGGAUGAAGGCAAAAACCGAAGCAGUAAAGAAGGAUCUCUGACCCCCACAAGAAGAAAUUUCACUAAUGUAAUUUCUUACCGGAAUAACAUGCACAAUGGUGGAAUAAUAAAUGCCUCAUCGGGGGGGCUGUUUACAUCAAAUAAGAAUGCGCACUAUGAUAAGGCAGACAAUUUAAUAAUCCCCCAAAGUCGCAUAAACCAUGUUCAGCGGGAUGGCUUGGUUCCAGACAAAGCUGAAACGUGUACUCUCCUUCCCGUAAAUAACAAUAGCAGUGAUUGUUUAAGAUCUAUGCCUAGUAGUAACGUCCCGGAGGGGUACAUUCAAAAUGCCCCAAGCAAGUACGAAAUGGAGUGGACUUGCAGCAACGAAUGGGGUGAGAGCCAAACACAGGGUGUCUCCCCAAGUGGAAACAACAAAAACGCACGAACGGAUAACGGCAUUUCCCACAUAAACAACAGUAACACUUCUGUGCCGCAUAAUCUUUGUGCUUAUCCUAAUUUCCAGUUUGACAAAAAUGGCAGUAUCAAGGAGGGUGACCUUUUCAGUGAUGUACAUUUGAACAACCACCCAACUAGCAGUUUAGUGUACCAUCCGGAUGGGUACGACAUUGGCAAUGGGACUAACUCAAUCUACCUGAACAGGGAUAUGAUAAAAACCGCAGCGAGUGAAGACUCACAUGUAAUUCCCUCAAAUAUUUGUACAACUAGCACUGGUAACUACCACGUUAGUGAUGAGGGGACAAAUCAGAUGAAUCACCUGAACCGUACAAAUGUAGUGUUGACAAAUCAAUGGAGUAAUGAAGAACUUUUCAACAAGCAGGCGAACACGUCUAACUAUAGGAUUAGAAGGAAGGUGAGUAGUAGUCCAUAUAACGAUGAAUCAUGCGAAAUGCUUAGCAGUGAGUAUCAACCUAAUGUGAAGUGCCUUAUGCCCCAGGGGCAACCCAAUUAUGCCAGUAGUGAAGGGUGUAUGUAUCCUAAUGGAUUCCAGGUCCAGAUGAAGUUAAAUGGAAAUGGAGUCCCACGCAUAAACACCUGUGGUAGUUUCGCCUCUAGAAAUGCAAUUCUGGAAGACGAAAAUUUUAGGGCACAUAUUGGUAACAGUCGGGAUAGCAAAACAGUAAACCCUCAGCAGGGGACAAUCCAAUUCGAGAAUCAAAUAGAUAACGGUGCAGAUGCACAAAUGGAUAACACGUACAGAAGAAUGGAGAACCCAUUAACGUUAAAUAGAAUUGUACAUGCAAAUAACUCCAAUCCAGUAAUAUCAGAAAAUAUGAUGGGCAAUUCGUAUGCCCCCUUUCUAAAUAAUCAAGGGCAGAAUUGCCAACAAUUGGUGCAGGGGAAAUACUUCCCCUCCAUCAAUGGCAACUACUCCAUGAACAACAUAGAAAAUGCAUACCAAUUCGAUGGUAACCAGAUUGAAGAUCCAAAGAGCUUUGUCAAAUUGUAUAAUAAUGUUAAUACUUCUGCUGACGAUAGUGAGGUGUCAGCAUGGUCAAGAGGAGGAAGUUAUCCCUCAAAGGAUGUCUUUAACAAUGCCCUGAGCAAUACUAAAGGGAUUCAAGGCAGUAUAAUACGUAGUAAUGGGGACGGAGACACCUCCCCUGACCCUCAGCCGAAUAUGUGUAGUUCUGUCGGUGCGUAUGGCGUGGCGCAUCGAGGCAUAAGUAGUUGCUCAGGUCAACUGAGCCUGUUGGAUGCGCCGAACGGAAUGAAUAAUGAGCAGGAAGAAACUUUGCAACGACAAAGCAUGUACGACUUGUAUGUGCAGUCGCUGUUGAAUGGGGCUAGUGGAAUGGUAAACCCGGGUGGAGUGAUUAGUCCUAACGGGGUAAGUAACCCGAGUGCGCAUCUGGGAGAAAGGAACGAGCAGUUAAUAUUAUUCAAUUUAAAAAACAUGCGAAACAAAAUUACUGGGAAGGCCUCCCAAAUCCCCAACAAUUAUUUGUCCUACUUAGACCAUUACAUCGCCUCCCUACGUUUGCUUUACAACAAACUACUGAGUAACAGAAGUUUGAUAUUUAUCUUGGCGAAGGAAGUAUUUGCACCAAAAAAAAAAAGAGAGAAAAAAAAGUACAGUGAUGAUAAUGCAUCAACAUUUGAGAGUAAGCAUUCAUAUGUACAGGAAUUGUUAACAGCUCUCCUACCACAACCACCUAUCUUUCCCCCAUUAGAAAUAUGGAUCUACAUGGGAAAAAAAAAUGCCAGUCAAUUACACAAACUGCACCUAACAAUAUACAUAAUAUAUCAGAAGAUUAUUUGCAACAUAUCUAACAUACUUUUAAAAAUUAACAACGACAUGGUGAGUUAUGGAAGUAAGAAUAAAUUUAGCAAACGCAAUGGGACUGAUUCUCUUAAUGAUUAUGUGAAUGACAAUGGGGGGGACGGAUUGAAGAAAACUGAUUAUUGUCCCUUUCUGAGUUCUACAAAGGACGAAUCUCCCUUGGGGGGACUCGAUAGUAGUGAAUAUGUGGCGAAGACGGGUGUCCAAGGAAGGGAAGAAGAGACUUCCCACGUGGAGGAUGUAGAUUAUUUGAUGGAAAAAACUGACGCGAUUGAUCAGGUUGAUCAGGCAGAUCAUGUUAACGAAGUUGACGCAGUUGAUGCAGUUGACGCAGUUGAUGCAGUUGACGCAGUUGAUGCAGUUGACGCAGUUGAUGCAGUUGACGCGAUGUGUAUCUCCAUGGAACCCCAACAGGGGACGAGCUACAACAGGCGUCCUCUCCAAACCAAGGAAGACGAGUCGAAUCCCCAUGAAGGAGAUAUCCCCAGAAAAUGCCUAUUCCGAAUUGAUCAGAAAUUAGCCAUUAUGAUGGCCUCAAUAGAUAACAUAAGCAAAAUGAUCAGGUUGACAACAAAAAGGGAAAGAAGCAAUAACAGUAAGGACCCCUCAGUAGAUACCGUCGAUGAAGAAAACAAACCAGUGCCUGUGGGCGAAGACGAGGAUAAUAUACAGGAGAAUGAAAAAAAAAAUGACCUUGAAAAAGAAGGCAACAUGGUUAAACAUGUACAAUGUGAAAGUGAAGGCAUCUCCCCAAGUGAGUGUCAAUCCCCCGACAUUAGGAUUAACCCUAAGGAUGGCCAAAUAGUUGCGUACGAUGAGGUGAAAGGUAGUGAUGACCCCCUCCUUGAGAAGGAGACCAAGUUGGAUUAUAAUAACUCCUUACAAAAGGACAAUCCUGUAAAGUUACUAAACGAACUUAAGUACGAACUAAGAAAUGUAUACAACGAAAUACGAUCAUUAAAGAGGCAUCGCAGUUACUACCUGUCCCGUGGAGAAGAUAAAGGAGAAGCGGGAAGUUCCUUAGAAUUAGUGAACCCUAAUGAUGACUUCGAGGACGAUUAUACCGUUCCGCCAGAUGACAAUGCUGUUUCGAAUAUGAGAAUAAAAUCGACGGAAGAAAAGUAUCUCUUAAAGAAUUAUUUAUACAGCCAAUGUGAAAAUUCCAACCCGUUGAUAAAUGCACACACACGGGAUUACUACCCAUGUACGAGUAAGAAAAAUGGGAAAAGGAUAAAGCUAAAGAAGCAAAACGAACUACUUAAUAGUCUCAUAAAUAGCACCAUUUGUUCUAACGAACAAAUUAAUAAAGACAUUAUCUAUGAUUUGAAGUACACGGAUGAUAUUUUUAAGAAAAUUCUUUUCUUAUGUAGAAAUUUUUACACAAAUUUAUCGGAAUUGAAUGACUACAGUGCUUUGGAGUCGUUUAACAAAAAUGAAGUCGGCUUAACUAAUUUUGGACAAGUCAACAGUUUAGGGUACAUGGACAAUCAGGCACUCUUUCCCUUGAGACCACUUCUCCCUAGUGGGGGGGAAUUGCUACCCCAAGAGGAUUUGCCAGAGGGAAUGUACCAACUGGAGGCGACUGACCACACCCGUACGUGGAACGAAAAUCACGACAUUGAUCCGCACUGUAUUGAACAAGUUAAUAGCCAUCCCGCCAAAGCAGAAGAUGACACUUUGAAUGUUGCACCAGUUAUAGGUAACGGUGAUGGGGAGGAUGACGUUAACAAUUCCGGAAACGAAACUCUUCUCAGUGACGACCAAAUUGGAUCAAGGAACUGCACAAACUACGCAAAAUACGCGGGGUACACAAAUUUGGGAGGUGUCUCCAUGUAUGAUGCAUCGGAAUGUUCCACCACAAAAAGUCAGCAAGGUUUCUGUGGAAAGAAUUCCCCCUGGGAUGAACUACCCAUGGAGAAAAAAGAAGAUAAAGAAGGUGCACAAAACGUGGAUUCUUUUCUUUCCAAAUUGGAUGGCCAAGAUGGAUUGAUGGAACCGUAUGCAGAGACCCCCCAAAGUGUCAUUUUGAGGAUGGGCAGAAUGGACAACUACUCAACUUAUCAGAACACGGGUAGAAGCGGAGAUGUACUCUAUAGGCCUUUUUUUGCAGAAGCCACUAAUGGGGAUUAUUCACAAACGGAAGUAGGCUUCCGUAGCGUCGCGAAUAAUGGCGCGAAUAGUGGCCAGAAUAGUGGCCAGAAUAGUGGCCAGAAUAAUGACGAGAAUAAUGGCCAGAAUAAUGGCGUGGAGAGUAGCACAGACAGUGGCACGAACAGUGGUGCUGUACAUGCACCGCCAGAAACGCUCUAUAGUACCACACAAAACGGACUUCAAUAUAGUUACCCUAAUGAGGAGCAUAAUGAUCAUGGUUACAACGACAUAAGUAGUUCAUUUUUUAGGCAUACCUCCCAUGUCAAUUCGGAACACCCAUAUGUACAGAGUCGACAUGUGUCUGAGGGGAUUGGUGGUAGUCUAGAUCAUCCAUAUUUACAGGUAAAAAAUACGGAAGAUUUAACAAAACAAGGAAAAUAUAUGAACAAUUCCUACAUGCAAAACGAUGUAGGGAAAGCUAAAAAUUGUAGUUACCUUUUAAGCAAUGCUCAGAAUGUGUACUGUCUAAAUCAGGAGAAUUUGCCAAUAGGCGUAAAGAACACUGAAGGGAUAAUGCAUAACGAUUGUGCGAAGUAUGAAGCGAGUGUGUCCAACGCAUAUGAUGUUGAGAGGAGUGGUAAUAUGAGAAAUGGUGAUGGCCACCAAAGGUUCAGUACCGCAAUGACCAGGUGCUUAAAUGCUGAUGGGAACUACGUUGGAGGGGAUGUAAUGGAUAAUUGCCUCCAAGGACCCCACUCCCAAUACGACAGAAAUCAACCGUUUGGUAUGUUCAAUUGUGUUGGUACGAAUGGAUUCGCGCCAGGAGAUACGAAUUUAGUAAACCAUAACGGAAUAAACAGAAAUGUAGGUUACUACACCGAUGGAAGUGCACUACCCAGUAUGAUUAAUUACCAAAGGAAGGAAAAUAGUUUUCAAAACAACACCGCUAAGGACGAAAUGAGAAGUGAUGAAUUUGGAACUAAUAGAACAACAAAUCAUUUCACCAGUUCCAGUGAUACAGGGAUGAUUAACCAAUUUCCCUUUAAUGGAGAACAGACGAUGAAUAUGCAUCGUGUAGAUAAUGUGCCACAUUGUACCUCCACGUACCGAAUGACAGAAGAGAGAAACACAUUUAAUGAUUCCCUAAACGAAGGGAAUAAUGUCACAGAAAAAAUGUACAACCAUAAUGGCAAGUACCUUAAUAAUGUAGAAUUGAGAGACACUACAGAAGAUGUAUCAGAUAAUGAAGUGAACAGUGGAGGAGGGAAUGAGAAAUUUAGAGAUAAUCAAAAUACCUUUAAUGAGGGUUCAUCAUACUUUUCCAAAAAUGGUAUUAUCACGAAUAACAUGUCUGACCAUUGGAAGAUCGCUUCAAAUUAUUCAAACAACCUAAACGGAGUGAAGAGCGAAUCUUAUUAUGGAGAAGACAUGAACAUAUCGAACAUAGAAGGAGAAGGAAUGAUGAAGAAUAAUAAUCCACUCAGUGGUGGUAUACCCUCCGAAUCUUUAAAGGAUUACCCAAACGUGACAAACGAAAGUGGAGAUCGCAAUUUAACGAAUGAUGCUAAUAAAAUCAAGCUAAAAAAAAUGCUUGAAAUUACUGAUAAGUUAAUCGGAAAAAAGUACAGAGGAAUAUCUUACGACCCAACCAGAAAUGGAUGGUCCACUUUUGUAUAUAAAAAUGGGGUUAGAAGGAAAAAGUUUUUUUCUUCUUAUAAAUAUGGAAACCUAUUAGCUAAAAAAAAGUCCAUAGAAUGGAGACUGAAAAACUUAAGUCCAGAUUCUCAUGCUUAUGUAUUUUCUCUAAAAGCGAAAGAAGAAUUUAAUUCCAUUUUGAAUGAUGGCUAUGCAGAUAUUAACAGUGUUAACUGUGAGAACAGGGAUGGGAAAAACAACGGCGACAACUCCAACAAUAGGGAUAUACUCUAUGUGAAUGCUUUUAUCAACCUUUUUAAUAGUUCCGCAGGGAGGAACAAAGAUGAACCCGAUGAACCGAAUGAAUCGAGUGAACCGAAUGAGCCGGGUAAAUCGAAUGAGCCGGGUGAACCGGGUAAACCGAAUGAGCCGAAUGAAGAAUGUGCGGAGGAGCCUACUAGAAAAGGCACACAAGAUGGAAAUGGACAAAACAGUAGUGAAGUCGCCCAGCCGCUCGGUCAGGCGAAUUAUAAUGUUGGAUGUAGUAAUGGAAUUAAUAGUGGAUUUAAUGAUGAGAGCAAUGUUGAAAGGAGUGGUGUCCCAUUGAAUGGGUGCGAUAAUCACACUGCGAGCAAUAUCGAUAGGGAAAUCCCCUGCGUAACAAAAGAAAAAAAAGAACGUAAAAAACAAAAUUACGAGGAAAAUAAUUCUAUGACACAUGUCACCAAUCUGGCUAGCCAUUUCUACGAUCAGGUAAAUGGCUGCGUACCCCCGAAUGAUGAUUUAUCCGUUUAUGAAAAGUGUUGUUCGAUACUACUAAAUGACAAGGAAUCGUCGAGAAAUGAACCAAAUGGAAGGGACGCAGGAAAUGGCCCCAUCUGUAAAAAUGCACCCAGUUGGAUAAAUAAGGAAGAUGGAAAAAUAGACAAUUUAAAUGGCGAUCCGGUGGAGGAAGGGAAAGGGACGAGAGGAGAAUUGCCAAAUGAGAGAGUGCAUUUCGAAAUUGAAAAUGGACAAAACGAGGAAGUGAAUAUUUUUCCGCAUUCAAAUGAUGUGUCCCCUACACAUUGUGUCGAACUUCCAAAGGAGGGAAUAGACCCGGUCGUGCCCAUUGGAGAUAAUUACGCAGUUACUCGAUGUGGAAAUAGGAAAAGGAGAAAAAGGAACAUCGUAAAAGGUGAAAAGAAAAACGCUAUAGGGGAAGGCGAACCGAACGUUACAGAAACGGGCGAACAGUUCAGUAGUGCGUAUGGCACUCGUGAUGAUUCAGCGAGUGGCUGCGGUGAUAGCUGUUGCAGUGACAUGUACGGAAGUGAUACCCACAGUGGUGAUGGUCGAAGCGAUGAUCGACGUUAUGAUGGACCCCAUGGCGACAGGGCCAAGGAGAAGUUCAAAAGCUGGAUGGAUAGUGGCCUAAUUCAUUCGAUGGAAGGAAAGCACCCAUCCUUUGAGGAAGAAAAGAGUACGACAUGCAAAAAUGGCAAAGUCAAGGACGACAAUUCAAAGGAGAUUCCUCAGUACGUAAAAGAGUGCAUAUCAGAAAAUGUACCUUUGGAGCAUCUUAAUUGUGACAACGGAGGGAACGAUCAUGACAAAAUGGAUACGCCUUAUAAUAACGGAGGAUGCUAUCAAUAUGGGAAUUGUCCACCCAAUGGACAACCACUUCAAAACCUUUUACCCCCCGCUAACCAAGAGAGCGUUACAAAGAAAUUGUAUCCGGUAGAAUGUAGGAGCAUUCCCGAGGAGCAACUGAUCGAUGGGAUUGUUAAUGGAGGAAAAUCAGAACACAUGGGUGGAGAGAAGGAUAAUAAUUUGCGCUUGGGUGAUAUAACCCAUUUGGUUGAAGUUAGCCACGAAGUGGAGAAUCAGGCUGUAUUUCCAAGUGAAGAAACGGAGGGAAGAUCCCCAAAUGAGGUGGAUUAUACCAUGAGAGGUGAUUCCUGCACGGGUGUGCAUGAAAAUGAGACCCUCAAUGUGGCACAACAGUGGACUCCAAAUGGUAUCUCUGAAGGGUGCGCAGCGCAACAUGAGAGAGAACUCUUCCUGGACAAUAAACACGCGAAUGACAAGAACUGUUUCCUUUACAAGGAUACCCUACUGAGGUACAUGAACGAGUGUAUGUGCACGGGAGAAGAAGAAAAAAGUGUUUUUCUCCAGUUUUUGAGAUUAACCCCGGAGUGGGUUCUGCUAGAAUUAGACGAAUUGGAAGAAAAAUACCAUAGCUAUUUCAGGAAUAAAAUUGAAUCAUUUUAUAAAUCCUACUUAGUUAAGAUAAGCAGUAAAAACGGUAGUACCUUGGGGGAAGUACCAGAGGAAGGGUCCUGUCGUUCAAGCAGUGGCAUUCCACCAAGACGCAGCGAAUAUAUUAGAGAACUUCAACUCAUUUUUGAUAAAAAGUUGAGUACCCCCUGGACAUGUAUGAUUUUCCCCAUAGACUUCCUCUACAUCUUAAACUACAAAAUUUUAAGAACUUUAAAAAUCUUGAAUAAAAAAAAAGUUAAGAGUGUCAAGCAAGAGAAGGACAAACACUUGCAGUGUAUGUUGAAAGGAGUGAGCUUCAUCAAGUACAAAAACGCAUGGUGUUUUACGUAUCUUGACUUGGAUGAUAAAAAAAAAGAAAAAGUAUUUCCUAUUAAUCAUUACGGCUUUAUUGAAGCAAAAACUCUAUCCAUCUUGUACAGAAAAAACUUUGUUCUACAUUUAACUAAAAUGUAUACCUUUCUGAGAAAUGUUUUAUCAAGAAAUAAAUUAGAAUCUGGGAGAAACAUAAGUAAACUCAUUAACCCAAAGUCAAUAAAUCACUUUAUCGAUUAUUACAAAAAGUACGAAGAGUUCCUCAUUUGCUAUGGCAAGAUUAUAUACUUCAAUGAAAGCAGAAAUAUAUUUCUAACGACAAAGAACAAGAGGGAUGCGCUAAAUUAUGUACCUUCGGAAAUCAGAUAUAAAAUAUCUGGAGAAAUAGAGCCCUUAAAUUUAAUAACCAUAACGAGAAAUUAUUUUUCCAAAAAAUCACAAAUGAUAAAGUUCCCCAAGGGGGUAGUGUAUCUGUCUGGCUACUUCCUAUGGGUUCUAUUAUUUCUGAAUCAUAAUAAUAAAGAAGUAGUUAUCUCUUUUUCGGCUAGGAAGUACUCAUUCGAAGUAGCCAAGAAUAGAUGCUUCGAAUGUUACUACUUCUUACUCUAUAAGUAUAAGUUCCGCCCCAUUAAUAUAUCAGGCGUUAUAGAUCUUAUUUUGGAGAGCGAUUUGGAGUGUAAAAAUUACAACUUGUUGGAUUACGAAGCGGAGAAAAUUAUGCCUCUAGAUUGUUUAUUCCAUUUUUUUGCCCCUUCAAAUUAUGUUCUUCAAAAUGGAGUUAUUUAUAAAAGGCUUCUUCAUAAUCAGAACCACCCCAAGGAGGAGUACCUGUGCAGACAGGAAUACGACUCCCUGUUCCCAAGUGAGUAUGUCUCGUUGGGAAUUUUCCAGACAUACGAGAUUGAGGACGACUAUUCCAUGACACUGAAUGAGGACCAUGGAGAUUUGGGGACCAACGCAUCGAUGCAUGUUCCACAGAACGGGUACAUGGAUAGUGAGGCAGAUGCGGCUAUCCAGAUGAACCUACUCAACGAUGCAGAAGCAGGUGCACAGAGGAAGUACUCCUCGUUUGAGUUUCCAUCGCUACCCCAACACCAACCAAACUGCUACCCGUUCCAUCCAAUAGAACAUAACGAAGGUAAUGAAUACCCAGUCGAAAAACAUCAUCGCUCAGUGGACGACUUGAUUCCUUAUCACGAUAUGGCGCAGGAGAAGAAGGAUAUCCCCCUCUACUUUACAGACGACGAAAAUGGAAAAUUGAAACGACUGAAAAGGAGGGAUAGUUACCUGGGAGGAAGUUUCCAAAGGGAGAAUUACACAAAUUUGGGGGGCUCACCAGAGUACUACCAUCUUGGCAAUCACGAGGAUGGAAGUUGCGGUAGUACCGUUGGCGAUGAAGAAGCGCGUUCAGAACAAGGGGGGGAAGAGAAGAAGAAAACUCAUGGAACAUAUCAGCCAAGUAGUCAACAUAACGGAGACUUCACAAUGUAUCCAAGUGAGAGAGAAGGAAUGACCACUUGGGGGAUGAACAUUCCGUGUGGAAAUUCAAAUGUGAAAAAUCUCCCUGUGGUGCAGAACAUCGAAGAGAACCAUCAAAGGUGGUACAACCAUCCCACACUGAAUGCUGAAAAUCGAAGGAGACCAAACGGACAAGUCAAUUCGGAUACCGUCGACAUGUGUAACGAAGAGGAAAGUGAUUACCAUUUGGGAAAAAAGGAACAGAGGAAUGGAGGGAUGAUUGGGCAAAACAUACACACAAGGGAUAACAGUAACCAUGAACAAAGUACACAAAGAAAAUUUACAAGCAACGAAGAAUACUACAGGGAACUUUCCAAUAAAACAAUUUUUCACUUCUUCGAUAACAACAUACAGGACGAAUAUUUAAAAAGGAAUUAUGAUUCCCUUUUUAAUAAUCAAGAGGAAAAAAAUGUGCUGUUUAAAAAAAUUAGCGAAAAGGAAGAACAUCUGGGAAUUUUUAUAAUGGUUAAUUGUCAGUGGCUUUCAGACUCCUUCGUACAUAACAUACAUCAGAUAGAAAGCAAGUACGCCGAUAUUUAUUCUUUUGAAAAUUAUCUGAAUACACGUGAAGAGGUUUUAAAUUGGAAAUGUGAAAAAAAUUUUAUUAAAGACUGUUCUGAUAUUUCCAAAAAAUGUCCUCGUGUUAUUGGCGUGCAUUAUGAUACGCAUGCGCAUGCCUGGGUUGUCAACCGUACCUCUAAUGGGAAGAGACGGGAUAAAAAAUUUUUGGUGAAAACCUUUGGCUUCUUACAAGCCAGGAAGAUGGCCAUUGCACACAGGGAGAAAUGGCAACAGCAGCGAGCCCUCUACCGAGAGAAAAACGUCAAUGGGAAGAGAGUAUUUCACAUGCAGACGGAUCAAGUGGAAACAAAUGACGAGUAG
This is a messenger RNA of Plasmodium knowlesi strain H, 11457 nucleotides long. RefSeq names its product AP2 domain transcription factor, putative. Gene Ontology annotation, biological process: regulation of DNA-templated transcription. NCBI's taxonomy places the organism in Eukaryota, Apicomplexa, Aconoidasida, Haemosporida, Plasmodiidae. Gene Ontology annotation, molecular function: DNA-binding transcription factor activity. The transcript has a single exon. The record is from RefSeq and is a predicted model, not a curated record. Bases 1 to 11457 code for a protein of 3818 amino acids.